Messenger RNA from Penicillium soppii, 3105 nucleotides. RefSeq lists its product as uncharacterized. The record is from RefSeq and is a predicted model, not a curated record. The transcript is spliced from 4 exons. Bases 1 to 3105 code for a protein of 1034 amino acids. Lineage: Eukaryota; Fungi; Ascomycota; Eurotiomycetes; Eurotiales; Aspergillaceae.
AUGGAGUUUCUGCAUAAAAGACUUCUCGCGACAACAGUCGAUGAGCGUGCCGAGAUGAGCCCCGAUGACCGAUUUGCGGUUAUUCCACUAGGAUCGGAACUUAACCAUGGAUUCCGAGACCUUUCAAUGAAGGAUCUUGCGCAAGCCGUGAACUUCCUUUCUUGGUGGAUUGAGAGUACUAUUGGACCAGCUCGAUCGCGAGAGACAUUGGCUUAUAUGGGGAACAAUGAUAUACGCUACUUCAUUUUUAUACUCGCAUGCCAGAAGACCGGAUAUCAGGCUUUCUUGCCUUCGACUAGGAACUCGGAUGAAGCAUUUGCUCAUCUAAUGAAAGUGACAAACUGUUCCAAGUUCUUCUUCAGCGAGGAACGACAGACACGAGUCUUUGAGGUUCAAAAUCUUUGUUCGGCUUUGGAUGUCUUUCAGGUUCCGGCUGUGAAGACAAUUCUCAAUGAUGAGAUUGGUCUGCAACAUUACGCUUAUACGAAGUCUUUUGCCGAUGCUGAGAAUGAUAUCAUUUGUAUCAUCCACAGUUCUGGAACAACAGGCAUGCCAAAGCCCGUCUAUCUUACCAACGGCUUCUUCAUGACUCUCGAUGCAAGUGCCUAUCUCCCAUUACCGGCAGGCCGUCAGCCGGCAUUCCACUUCCAGGGCCAACAGGACCUGGUAUUAGUGACGACGCCCCUCUUCCAUCUCAUGGGACUGAUGCCACUCUUGUUCUCAGUAUGGCACAAGGUCCCCACCCUAGUCGGACCAGACAAGUCCCUGUCCGUCGACCACAUGGUCGAACUUUUUAAAACAGCUCGUCCAACACAAGCAGUCUGCGCACCCUCAAUCCUAGAUGACCUGAGCCAUUCCAGCGAAGCCCUGGCCUGUCUCAAGCAAUUAAGAUGCGUCUACUUUGGAGGAGCACCUUUGUAUCAGGAGGCAGGCGACCGACUACGCGAAUAUACUCAAGUUACGUCAGUGAUCGGCACCAGCGAAAUCGGCUGGAUUGCCCAACUGAUGCCCGAAGACCCAGCCGACUGGAGCUACUUCGAAUGGAAUGAAGCCUACGGCGUGGAUAUGCAAGACUGCGGCGAUGGAUUAUUCGAGUUGGUCCUCCCGCGUCAGCCGAAUGCCCGCGACUUCCAAGGCAUUUUCCACACAUACCCCGACAUCGACGUGUAUCCGACCAAUGAUCUGUACACACAGCAUGCGACGAAUCCGUCUCUGUGGAAAUUCCAUGGACGCAAAGACGAUGUGAUUGUGCUGAGCAACGGCGAGAAAUUCAAUCCCGUCGGCAUGGAGACUAUCAUCGAGGGACACCCGCUUGUUGGAAAAGCGGUGGUUGUGGGACAGUCUCGGUUCCAGGCUGGAUUGCUUAUUGAGCCGAAUCAUGGAGUCGACGAUAUGGACGCGAAAGUCUUUAUCGAUGAAGUCUGGCCGACUGUUCAGCUGGCCAAUCAGACUAUUGCUGCUCAUGGACGGGUGAUGAAGAGCAAGAUUGGGUUUGCUGUGAAGGACAAGCCAUUCAAGAGGACUCCCAAAGGCACUGUGCAGCGCCGGGCUGUUCUUCGGGAUUAUGAGGAAGAGAUUGAUGCAAUUUAUACUAGGGGUUUGGAGGAUGACUUGGAUCAGAUCUUGCCAGAGACGUUGGACCAAGAGAGCGUCCCUGCUUUCAUCCGCCAAAUUGUUAUCCGGGUCCUGGAACGGUCUGAUUUUGCAAAUACUGAGACGUUCGACAGUGCUGGUCUUGACUCCUUGAUGACCAUUCGAGUUUCUCAGUUGCUUCAACGGGGCAUUCAGCUGCGUCGCCCAGAUUUGAAAGCGGGAGCUAUCAGCCCGCAAACGAUCUAUGGAAAUCCGACAGUAGACCGGCUGUCUCAAUUUGUGGUUGGCAUCUUGGAUGGCAAGUCCCAGGCUGAGAUCCCGCGCGCAGAGAAGAUUCAAAACCUGGUGAUCAAGUAUACAUCUGACCUUCCUAUCCGGGACGAGCGCCCCCAAAAAGGAUCGUCUUCGCCUUCUACUGUGAUUCUCACGGGGUCGACCGGCUCACUGGGAAGCUAUCUUCUCUAUUCUCUACUGAGCAACAAUACUGUGUCAAAGGUCUACUGUCUCAAUCGUUCGGAUGCCGAAUCCCGCCAAAAGCAAAGCUUCAAAGACAAAGGCCUCCAUCUGGGACCGAAGGACUGGCAAGAUCGGGUUGAAUUCCUACAAGCCUCAUUCGGGGCACCAAGAUUCGGCCUCGACGAAUCCAAAUAUAAAGAGCUCCUCAAAACAGUCGACACAGUAAUCCACAACGCCUGGAAAGUCGACUUUAACCACUCCGUCGACUCCUUCGAAGACACCCACAUCCAGGGUGUGAGACGUUUCAUCGAUUUCAGUCUGAGCAGUGAGCAUAACGCGCACAUCCACUUCAUCUCCUCAAUCAGCACAGUCGGCGGGUGGACACCAGCGAUGGGCCCUUCGGUUCCAGAACUCCCGAUGGAAGACAGCGCAGUGGUUCUUCCGCAAGGAUACGGCGAGUCCAAGCACGUCGCCGAGCGAAUCUGCCUGGAGGCAUCGAGACGGUCUCAUGUGCCCACGACAGUAUAUCGAGUCGGCCAGAUUGCCGGGCCAACGAGCACAAGCGGACAAUGGAAUCCGCACGAAUGGCUCCCGACGAUCAUCGCGACCUCAAAAGCAAUGGGUAAAAUCCCAACUCGACUAGGUUCUAUGGCUGUGGACUGGGUCCCGGUGGAUAUACUGUCUAAAGUGAUAGUGGAGAUUAUAGACACACGUCAUAAGGAAAGCACUCCAGCCGUGUUUCAUUUGACGAACCCGGAAGCGAUACCAUGGUCGUCUUUAGUCCCGGCAAUUCAGAGCCAGUACAAAGUCGAGCCUGUUGAAUUUUCCGCGUGGGUUGCCGAGCUGGAAAGUAUCUCCAAUCCCAGCGCCGUGGAUAUCGCCUCCAAGCCUGCCCUCAAGCUGUUGGCUUUUUACCGUGGGCUACAGGAUGAGGGGAGUGCGAUGGCUGUGGCGUUGGAUGUUAGUCGGGCGAAAGAGGCGAGUGCUAGCAUGAGGGGUUUGGGGCCGGUCAAUGCCGAUAUGAUGCGGAACUGGAUAGUACAAUGGGGAUUUUGA